Papilio machaon (common yellow swallowtail) is the source of this 922-nucleotide messenger RNA. RefSeq lists its product as uncharacterized. Lineage: Eukaryota; Metazoa; Arthropoda; Insecta; Lepidoptera; Papilionidae. The coding region runs from base 104 to 844 and encodes 246 amino acids. The transcript has 2 exons. The record is from RefSeq and is a predicted model, not a curated record.
AGCCACUAUCAAUAUCUUGCAGACGAUAAUUAUAUAUUGAUUACCUAUAUAAGAGGAAAAUUUAUCAUUUGUGAUUUGUUGUACAAUAAAUCUGUCAGUUAAAAUGCGAGUGCUCAUUGCGAUCACGUUAUUAUCAGUAGCAUGGGCCCUGCCGGCCCCGAACGCGCAUGCCGACUUCGAUUUCAGAAGUCUGUUUGGGCCACAGAACGCCGACUUGAGUCAGGACUCCGGCACCGCAGUACACUUCGUAGAUUCGCCAUUGAACGAGGAAGACGGUAGCGCUGUUCACUUUGUCGAUUCACCACUAGAAGAUUUUACUAAUGGACAUGUCAUUCGCUCAGCUGGCAACUUUGAAGAGAUCGGGGAAGAUGACAACAUUGUUAAAGUAGUUGACACACCGACCAAUGAGGAAGCUAACGAUGGAGUAGCUAUUGACUUCGUUGACUCGCCAGUGGAACCAGUCGAUGACGAUUCAAAUUUUGCUCGCUUCGCCGACAAUGGAAUAGCCGUUAACUUCGUCGAUUCUCCCAUUGAACAGGCCGAUGAUGGUACCGCAGUUCAUUUCGUCGACAACGUAGAAUCUGCAGCUGAGGACAGUGCAAUAUCCGCCUUUGGGGGUAUGCCACUUAACGAGGAAGCACAUGACGAUGGUACCGCCAUUAACUUUGUAAACUCUCCAAUUAAUGAAAUUUUAGAAGCCGGAGCAGCUGAUGUUAUCCUAAUUGGACAAGUCUUUGAACCCAUCAGCGCUUCAGAGCUGGAGACCGUCCAUGUCCAUCUCCCCGAAGACUUUUACGAUGUACACUACCCCAGCAAAAUGUACGACAACCCAAUGCUUCGCUAAUUUUUUAUAAUACACCAAAAUAACAUCUUUGAGCACUAUCGUUUAAUGAUAGAUAUGAAAUUAAAUUAUAUUUUGUAA